AUGUUUUCUUUGGAUCAUUUUCGUCGAAAUGAACCAAAUUCGAAUAUUAGAUUUAAUGAAUUUUACAAUACCUCAACCGAAUUUUACAAUAUCUCUACCGUAUCUUAUAACCCUUAUGGUUCAAAUAUCAAUAUUGAUAAUAUUGAUUGUUAUAAUUUCACUAGCUCUACAAAUCCUACAUCAUGCAAUGAUUAUAUCAUUCAAAAUGAUAUUAUUAAUUGUUUGACUUUUUCACCAUUUCGGAAUCAAUCAAAUCAAGAAUGUAAUGAUGUUGGUAAUAAUUGCAUAAUCAGUUCCCGAAAAAAUAGUAAACUCGGCUUAAAUUAUAUUAUUUUUAACAUUACUUCUUAUGUAUCACCUCCUGCUAGUUUAGUUUCUGACUAUUUUUCAAUCAUAUUUAAUCAUGUUUAUAUAAUUGAUAGUAACAAUAAGACAAUUCAAAAUAAUAUAACCUUCAAUAUUCAUCCAUUUAACAAAGGAAAGUUUGUUACGUUUGAGUUUUCUAUUAAAACAAGAUUAACUUACAGCAGUAUUUUCAUGAAAGGAUUUGGACUUAGUCCUACUAUUCAAGAAACUUUUGUUGAUGCAGAAAUUAAGGAGCUCGAAAUCGCCGACAAUUCUCCAUAUACGGUUUUACUAUUGAAACCAAAGAAUAACACUAUAUAUAAUGAAGAAGAAACUUUUGACUACACUAUUUUAUUCAUCAUUUCAUCCAUGGGUGGUUUCUAUGGCGCUGCAGCUGGGGUAUACAAAUUACUAUUCGGAAGUCCAAAGAUUUCUCCUUGGGGUAUUACACAAAAAUAUAUGUGCUGUUGGAACCUACGCAAAAAAUAUGAAAUGAUAACGGCUGCACACUACGUUUCUAAAGCUGGAAUACCUUUUGCUGAUAAUCCAUGCCAAUUACCUCAAGGUGCCACUAUUAAUGAUAGAGUUUUUGUAUUAGAAUCAGUGUUAAGAAAGUAUUAUUUAGAUACAGAUUAUUUUGCUGAAUUAAAUUAUGUGGUUAAACAAAAUGAAAAAUACAAAACAAGAGUUGAAAAAUUGGAAAAAGGUGUUUAA
Cetraspora pellucida is the source of this 1059-nucleotide messenger RNA. The record is from the annotation of a GenBank genome assembly. NCBI's taxonomy places the organism in Eukaryota, Fungi, Glomeromycota, Glomeromycetes, Diversisporales, Gigasporaceae.